This is a messenger RNA of Folsomia candida, 1508 nucleotides long. RefSeq lists its product as uncharacterized. The coding region runs from base 255 to 1430 and encodes 391 amino acids. Lineage: Eukaryota; Metazoa; Arthropoda; Collembola; Entomobryomorpha; Isotomidae. The transcript has 3 exons. The record is from RefSeq and is a predicted model, not a curated record.
CAAUGUGAAUUGGACAUUCACCUCACGGUAAAUAUAGCUGAAUCUGUGUAUAUCAUUAGUUAUGAAAUUUACUGCUUUGUUUGUAUGGUAUAUUAUAUUGGCUGGAGCGGAAUGAUAAAGCAUCUUUGAUUCGAAAAAAACCUUUUCCACAUUUGCCAUUCCUCUGCGAGAGGAAGUCAUUUGAUUGGCCAUUUUCUGACGUCGUCAUCUCCUAAGAUAUCAAUAUUCUUCUCAGCCGGAUAAGCCAAAUUAAAAUGACGAUCAUGACGGCAUCAUUUGGUUUGAAAUUGGUCACCGUAUUUAUCCUCCAUCAUCACACUGAAGGCAUGUCACUGCCAACCGCAUCCCCAGAAGAGCAAGCGUACAACCAACUUGACAACGUCGACCCUCAUUUUGCAGUGGAUACUCAAAGCUUAGAACUUUCAGAAAUGGCGAAAACUAUUCAAGUAAUAUCCGGAGCUGUGAUGGCAACAGCGGAAAUUGCGAUGGGGAUUAAAUCCGACCUUAAACUACUCAGGGGAGAGCUGAUGAUGGGGAAAAUGAAUAUGCGAUUUGAAGGACGCCAACAUCCAGACCACGGCAUCUCGCUCUAUCAAUUCAGCAACUCCAAUCUGAGGAUAAGGCACAACCUCAAUUUGGCAGAAAGGAUCGAGAAAAUUUUUGAUUCUGACAACAGCACGCUUGUGAAUUUGGCGAAAGAAGAAAUUGAGAAAACAAUCAGGAUUAAUUUCAUCCGAGUUUUGGCCGCAAUGUUGAUAAACGGCCCACCGAGUACGCAGAGGAGGAAGGAGGACAUAUUGCGGCUAAUGAAAUCGGUUUUGAACGGAGAACUGGAUUUCAAACUUGUCGUGGAAAAGUUACCGUUCAUCCUGAAAGACUCGGAGACGAAUCAGUUCAUUAAUUUGAUUCAGAUGAUUAAGGAGGAAGAAUUUCCCAGGCUCAUAAUCAAAGGAAGGCAGGAAGAUGAGGAUGAAGAUGGUGAUGAGGACGCUACCCUUGCACCCGUUGCCCAAGUCGUCGCCCCUGCACCUAUACCAGUUCAGGAAACCGUAAUUCUGGUACCUCGACCCCAACAACAACAACCGUCCCAAAUGCAGCAAAGUAAUGCUCAGACCGUGGGAACCCAGACCAAAAAUGUUGUCGUCGGUCAAGGAGGGAUGCAGGUUCAGCCGCCUACCGUCAGUAAACCUUCUACCACCCCAACGCCCAUCAGAAUCGUGGUACAUCAACCUCAACCCCAGCCCAAACCUGUAGUCACGACCCCACCACCGAAAAGUCAGCUCAACAAAGUUAUCGACGCUGUCAAGGAGUUGGAUGUGAACCAAUUUCAGUCUCUCAUCACCAAUUUGCCUGACCUGUUUGCCGGAAUAGAUGCAAUUGUGGAUGGAGUUGAAGGGUUUAUAGGAGAUCAGCCAAGUCAACAAAUUUGAAUUUAAUUUCCUUUGCUUGAUAUUGAAAUAUAAUCAAUUGAAUAAAUAGAUGAAACCUAUAAAACGCCGACACUUUUA